This is a messenger RNA of Pseudogymnoascus destructans, 5145 nucleotides long. It is a transcript of the gene PPS1, whose product is annotated as tyrosine/serine/threonine protein phosphatase pps1. Gene Ontology annotation, biological process: protein dephosphorylation; nuclear DNA replication. NCBI's taxonomy places the organism in Eukaryota, Fungi, Ascomycota, Leotiomycetes, Thelebolales, Thelebolaceae. Gene Ontology annotation, molecular function: protein tyrosine/serine/threonine phosphatase activity. Bases 616 to 2712 code for a protein of 698 amino acids. The record is from RefSeq and is a predicted model, not a curated record. The transcript has 3 exons.
GACCGACCUGGCUUUUACAGAUCUGCCCUAUAUCCUCUUUCUCCAUCAUCCUCGCCCUAUCUGGUGCUAGAAAGGCCCAAUCGUGGUGCAGUUGCAUAUAGUACAUGGCUCACAAGUCACUUCUCGCCUCGACACCUUUCUCCUCCCUCCCAUCCAUCCAUCAUCCUUCCAUUGAAACCACACAUUGCCCUCCCUCUCUCUCUUUCCCCCUCACCCCUCCUCAACAACUUCUUCUUUCUUUCAAAAAUACAUCGCCAACAACAAACAUCAUCACCCUCUUCCUUCCUCUCCGCUGCUGUAAUUGAUUCGCCGUUACACCAUUAAUCGUUGUACUCCGUAUGCUCAACCCUGCCUGUUAUCUUCUUAUCUGAAUGUCCCGUCCGCCUUGCCCUCGUCUUCGCGUUUGAUGCCGGCCUUCUCGUCAUUUACGCAGACUUGGGAGUGAAUAGAGUCAUUUUGGAUACACAACCACAGCAGACGUCGAUGACGGACUGAGUCCUCGCCCAGUUCACCACCCCUUCACUCAAUCAGUCAAUAAUCUCGGCGCCCCUUGCCUACAAUCUGGAGCCGCCGCGUUGACAUCUACAACGAUUUAAUACAAACCGCUUCAUCAUUAUGGCCACCAUUGCUCUGCCUCGUCCACUGCCGCGUUAUCGCUCCUCCUCUCCCAUACCCACGCUCACCCACUCCAUAAACCUCGAUGGCAUCAAUACCUCCGCCGCGUGCCCAAUUCCUAUACCCAACAAACACCUGCCCGUUUGCCCACCCGGCCCGGCCCCGUCUGAUAAGCCAGAUACGCCUCCUGCGUCGCCGCCGACGAAGCACCUGAGGCUCCAGCCGCAGUCGUUGCUCUAUCCACCUACCAAUUAUAAGAAGGUCACGCACAACUCUGCGGUCGUAUAUCUCAUUGAUGCGGCGGGAGUAGCAGCCGCAGUGAACCACAUCUCGCAGCAACCUUUGCCGGAGGCGGGUCAGGUGUUCCCUUGGCUUCAUGGCUUGCAUCCCGCGAACCAUGUGCAACAAGCGUUCUUCAUGGCGCAACGCAAGGCCCUACGGAAGAUCCCGGAGUGUUAUCGUGGGGUAACGAUCGUGAAAGCUAACGGGAACCUGAGCUGUUCCCGGCUGAAGGCUGCUGUCACUACCGAGGAGUUCAUGCAGACCGCCACGGCGGAGUUCAAGGACAUCGACCCUAGGGAGGGCUUGUCUGUGCGGAACUUCCAGAUUCAGUCUGCCAAGACAGCUAUGUUAUCCGAUAUCAUUGUAUACGGAGAAGACGAGGACGAAGUGUUGAGAGUGGGUAGCGAUAUUGCCAGGGCCCAGCGAUCGCGGCGGCAAGGGCUCAAGGCGCUCGGUCACGGGGUCCCAGUGUACCAUACGUUUGUGUGUACGAGUCAUUUUGAGGAGUUUGAGGAGCAUCAUCCAGAGAUCGUGGUUGCGGAUACCCGCGGCGGGCUGACGGGGAACGUCCUGGACUUCUUUCAUCAGGAGCAUGUAGAGAUGGCCACCAUGACGAAGGCGUCGGAGAUUGCGAGAAAUGUUUGGUUGGGGCCGAGAGAUGAUCUGUCUAUGAAGGGCCCGUCACCAGAUGACGAGCCGUUUGAUCUCUUCAUAGAGUGCAGCGACCUCGGUCGAGCUAAUGUGCCGGCCCUGAAGAAUAUUGUUCGAGGAUUUGACAGUGGGGCUGAAACAAGCCAAUAUAUCGAGUUCCCGUCUUCUGGGAGCAUCAUGCCGCCGUCCUGGCCCCUCACCGAGGCCGAUGAGAUAGUAGAGAGCUGCAAGUGGAUUUACAACUUGGCGAACGGCAUUAGACCCUCAGAAGACGAGGGUGAGAUCAUGUAUAUUGAAGGAGACAGCCCAAUGCCCAGUCCUAUAGAAACUAGAACAAGCAGGCCGCGCAAGAUCCUCGUAUACUGCACUGAUGGAUACACAGAGUCCUCCAUGCUCGCUCUCGCCUACUACAUGUACGCACACGGCGUAACAGUUUCAGAAGCCUGGCUGCAAAUGCACCUAGACAAGCGCCGCAACUUCUUCGCCUACCCCUCCGACGUGGCGCUACUGAACUCCAUCGCCCCAAGCAUUCUCUCCAACUCCCCUGCGCUCGCACACUCCGCCCCGCAGGACAUCACCCAACGCAUCCACGAUGAGCCGGCCUGGCUCGCCCUCAUGGACGGUUCCCUCCCGAGUCGCAUCCUUGAUUACAUGUACCUCGGUAACCUAGGUCACGCGAACAACCCCGACCUCCUCCGCGCUAUGGGUAUCGGGCAACUCCUCAGCGUCGGUGAGACUGCCGCCUGGACUGCCGCUGACAUCGCUGCCUGGGGCGAUGAAAACGUCUGUGUCGUCCAGAGCGUACAGGAUAAUGGCGUUGACCCGCUCACCAACGAAUUCGACCGUUGUCUCGCAUUCAUCAACCGCGGCCGCUUCAAUGGCACAUCAACCCUAGUCCACUGCCGCGUCGGCGUCUCUCGCAGCGCCACAAUCUGCAUCGCCGAGGUGAUGCGCGCGCAAUCCCUCUCCUACCCACGCGCAUACUGCUUUGUGCGUGCGCGCCGCCUCAAUGUCAUUAUCCAGCCGCACCUGCGCUUCAGCUAUGAGCUUCUAAAGUGGGAGGAGACGAUGCAGGUGAGGCGUGGGGAGGGUGUGAGGAGGGAGCUGGAGUGGGGCGAGAUUGCGAGGGGGAUCGCGGCGAUAAAUAAGCCGUAUUCGCGGUGAUUUUGGGGUUUUGGUUUUGGGUGCUUGAAUUUCUUUUCUUUUCUUGGUUUGCGGUUUGGGCGGUGCGGGUUUUAAGGCCUCCUUCUGGGUUUUACUAGAGGAGGGAAAGGGGGAUAUGGGAUUUAUUAUUUAACGACAUUUAUGAGGUGAUGAGAUUUUGGAGGGGAUUUCUUGGGGCCUAUCUUAUUUUUGGCCGUGUUUUCUAUCUUUUUCUAUUUACGAUUUCUGGAAACUGGGGGUUCAAUCGGAUAGGAACCUUUUUUGGUUUCGUUCCUUGGUGCUGUGGCUCGGGGAAAGUCGACAUCACUUUUGAGAGCAAGCAAGCAUGCAUUUUAUUCCAUCUUUCGGCGGCUGGAAUGGGCCUUAUUUCUGGGCUCCACAUUUUUGGGUAUUAACAAAUGUAGCGGAGAGCUUCUCGAUUAUUUAUCUUGUUUUAGGAACUACAGUUAUAUUUUCGAUUGAUGGGGAUGGAAACAAUGGCGUUGGUUGUGGAACAUCUUUUUAUCACAGUAUUUCAUUUGGGCGGGAUCUAUUGGACAUAACAUAACUUUAGACAAUCUAUGAAAGGGUUUCAAGUUAACUGUCGCCCUCCUCCGCCAUAACGAUCUCUGACGGUCUUGUGACCAAUUUCCCAAUCCUAAUCUCCGUCCGAACCCCAUCGUGAUCGUUCCUUCCCGCGUCGUCGCCAAAAGUUAAGAAAUUACCUAAGCAACUCAUCUCGGCUACAUAAUCCGAGACAAGCGAAACCAACAUUAAUCGAACCAGGACCGCUGGCGCAACGGUAGCGCGUUCGCCUCCAGAGCGAAAGGUUAUCCGUUCAAAUCGGGUGUGGUUCAAAACCUCAUCAUAAUAACCUAUGAUAUUGAACAAUCACCUGGGAUUGUUAUAGUUUUUUUUUGGUUUGUUUUUUAAUAAUAGCUAUGUCGGUUUGUGUUUGCUUGGGUUGGGGUUUGUUCGUUUGACACAUUUUUUUGAACUGUCUCGCUUUCCCCUCAGUCGUAUUGGCUGGCUACACCUGUAUUGGGGGCCGUUGGACAUUUGUAAUAGCGGUAAGGGGGAGAGGUGAGUGGGGGUCGGUCCGUUCCCUUUACACCACAGCAGCGGUGAGGUUCAGUCUAGUGAAUAUGAGAUACAAUGUCUCACCCUCCCAUCGCCGUGGGUAUACACCCCAUCGCCAUCGGGGAAAAGGGAAGGUACCUGCAGAAACCACCGCCCAUCGCUGGGACAUCGGGAGUGACAGGUCGGAAAGCGUAGCUGGGUGCUCGGACGGAACUUCCCAACAGAGGAUGCGUUUCUUGUUGGAUUUGUUGGGACACCUGGGAUAUCUGGGACGCUUAGAACGCAAGGCGCCUCUGACGGCGAGGCUGGGGCGGCGGGGGAGUGUUAUAGUGUUGCCGGGGAGUCCGAGAGCUUGGUUUGGGGGAGGCAAGGGGGCGGGGAGGGAGGUAAGGAGGGGGGAGAUGCGGAGAUCUUUGAUGGGAGGAUUGUGUUGUCCUGGAUGUAGUUGAGGAUUGAUGCUGGCGAUUUAAGCUGAUGAUGUUCGUAAUCACUGGUGUUGUCCACAGCUCCCUCCCAGGCUUUCGGGGUGGCACGAGUAGCUCAUUCCAGACGGACGAUAGAUCUCCUGCAUAGCUACUAACUACUGUAACAAGGUAUGAGAACAUCCCAGCCCGCGGGAAUAACCCGCGAAUAUCACCAACCCCCUCUCCCGAGAUAGCGGUAAAGAUGCAAACGCCAGUAUACAAGCCAUAUCCCAUCAAUAUCGCUCCAGCAAAAUCCCACCCCCAACGCCUCGAAUCCCCCACGCAGCAAACCCCAGCAGAACUCAAAGGUCCCCACCAAUCGUCUCCAGCAGCGACUCCAGCUGCGCCUUCUCCACCCCCCCUUUGCCCUUCUUAUCCUCCUUCACCAGCACAGCGAGCGUCUCAAUGGGCGGCGCCAGACCGAGCCUGUGCGCGCGCAACCAGCGCUUGCGGCGUGGGAUCCCUACGCAGGGCUAUAGCGGAUCUGUUAGUCUAUAGCACGCCAACAACUAGCACACAGGACAACUUACCCCGUAUUGCGAGGACAUGUCGAAGUACCGCAGGAUCUUCUCUUCGGUGCUCAAACCCUCCUGGUGAACUGCGGUCACUCAUCAUCAGCUUUGUUCAUCUCAGGCGGGAACGGGCCGCAUCACUCACCUCUUGGAGCCAACCGCUCCGCCUCCUUCGCCUUCCAGUACCUAAGUACCUGGCUAUGCGGCACCUUCUCCGCCUUCUCCUCCUCAGGCGUCAACGCACUCUCCGGCUUAGGGAGCUGGACCUGCGGUGGCGUCUGCACCUCUGCCUCCACCACAGCGUCGUCGGCGCGGUCUAGAUCUAUGACAUCAACCUUCGCUGGCUUCGCUGGCUCGGCUUUCUUGAGGUCCUUGCCCGCGGGCCCGGUGUGCUUGGU